Messenger RNA from Labrus bergylta (ballan wrasse), 3218 nucleotides. NCBI's taxonomy places the organism in Eukaryota, Metazoa, Chordata, Actinopteri, Labriformes, Labridae. The record is from RefSeq and is a predicted model, not a curated record.
GAGUGAGCAGAGGAAAAGAAAAGUAUAUGUGAUGCUGUAAGGCUGGCAGAACGGAGAGGUUAUUUCAUGUCGCUGUUUGAGCUCAAAGUGAAGAACAGACACACGUCAACCUGAAGGAUCUACCUGUCGCUGCACUUUUCUAUUUUAGUGUCAUUGAUUGGAUUGUUUCAGUUUUACUUCCUGUAGAGAUGACUGACAUGAAGACUUUAAUCACACACAUGAUGCGAGGUAGAGUCACGGGGAAUGAUGGCAGUGUGAAAGAGAGUUGCAGGUUAAACAAAGACUGGAUAUGGCUCUACUCUUGUCUCAACGUCCGUGCACACUCACUGUCUGUACGUGCACACUCACUGUCUGUACGUGCACACUCCCUGUCUGUACGUGCACACUCACUCACUCUGUCUGUACGUGCACGCUCCCUGUCUGUACAUGCACACUCACUGUCUGUACGUGCACACUCACUGUCUGUACGUGCACACUCCCUGUCUGUACAUGCACACUCACUCACUCUGUCUGUACGUGCACGCUCCCUGUCUGUACGUGCACACUCACUCACUCUGUCUGUACGUGCACGCUCACUGUCUGUACGUGCACGCUCACUGUCUGUACGUGCACACCAACUCACUCUGUCUGUACGUGCACGCUCCCUGUCUGUAUGUGCACACUCAAUGUCUGUACGUGCACACUCACUCACUCUGUCUGUACGUGCAUGCUCACGCUGUCUGUACGUGCACACUCACUCACUCUGUCUGUACGUGCACACUCACUGUCUGUACGUGCACACUCACUCACUCUGUCUGUACGUGCACACUCACUGUCUGUACGUGCACACUCACUCACUCUGUCUAUACGUGCACACUCACUGUCUGUACGUGCACGCUCACUGUCUGUACGUGCACACUCACUCACUCUGUCUGUACGUGCACACUCACUGUCUGUACGUGCACACUUAUGCUGUCUGUACGUGCACACUCACUCACUCUGUCUGUACGUGCACGCUCACUGUCUGUACGUGCACGCUCACACUGUCUGUACGUGCACACUCACUCACUCUGUCUGUACGUGCACGCUCACGCUGUCUGUACGUGCACACUCACUGUCUGUACGUGCACGCUCACUGUCUGUACGUGCACACUUACUCACACUGUCUGUACAUGCACACUCACUCGCGCUGUCUGUACGUGCACACUCACUCACUCUGUCUGUACGUGCACACUCACUGUCUGUACGUGCACGCUCACUGUCUGUACGUGCACACUCACUCACUCUGUCUGUACGUGCACACUCACUGUCUGUACGUGCACACUCACUCACUCUGUCUGUACGUGCACGCUCAUGCUGUCUGUACGUGCACACUCACUCACUCUGUCUGUACGUACACACUCACUGUCUGUACGUGCACACUCACUCACUCUGUCUGUACGUGCACGCUCAUGCUGUCUGUACGUGCACACUCACUCACGCUGUCUGUACGUGCACGCUCAUGCUGUCUGUACGUGCACACUCACUCACGCUGUGUGUACAAAGGGUUUAGCGUUUUCAUCACCUCGUCGUAACCUGACAGUUUCCUUAUUGUUUCCUGAAUCUUGAGGAACAAAUGAAAAACAACAAUCAGCUGCUUCGAUGUGAAAAUCUUUUCUGUGAUUUUAAAUAGUUUUUUCAGAAUAAACAUGUUGAAGGUCUCACAGCACGCUGUGCCUCAGGGUCACAUAAAUGGAGUUUAGGCUUCUUCUCUUUUUAGUCUGAGGCUGUUUUAAGGUCUGUCUUUAUGUCGCUCUCGCUGAAUUCAGCCGUUACCAUGGGAAAAAUAUCACCUUAAUGACGCUGACUGGCAACGCUCCCUGAAACUGAUGCAGAGCAGACCCCGCUCCUGACCCCCGUUGAUUUUACAACAGAGAGAGAGAGAGAGAGAGAGAGAGAGAGAGAGAGAGAGAGAGCUACAAUCAGCUGUUUCCACGACUAACUGGAACUACAAACUGUGUUCCGUAUAUAAGAGGAAGGGUUAGUUUUACUUUUAGAGACACAAGUCCUCAUGUUAGGUUUGUAGGAGGACAGGAAGUGAAUGCUUUUAUUGUGAAAGGCUCAGAUAGAGUAUUCUUGAAGAAUAAACAGAAUGACAGAGGGUUUCCCUGUGAUAUCGUGCAGACAAACUCUGACCCUGUCAUCUUCACAUGGUCAGGUUGGGGUCAGAGGCCAAAGGGCCCGUGGUCACAAUGUGUCUAACUUUGGUGUUGUACUUCUUUAUGUUGGACCUAAAUACAAAUGAAACAGACAAUUACUCCAGGUGGGAACCCGUUGGUGCAGAGGUGGAGCUCUGUCAUUCUGAUGAAUGUCUGGUUUCGUCAUAGAGAGGAAUCAAACAGCUGCUUGUUGUGUCUUUAACCUGAAGAUCCAUCUCUGUGGGGAUCACUUCCUGUCUCACUGUCAGACACCUUAAGGUUCUUUAUGAUCUCGCAGCACCUGGAGGGGCCGCAGAGUGUUGACCAUAACACAGCCUGCAGCGGUCAUGUGACCGAGCAGUCGGCUGUCAGCCAGGACUUUGUGCUGCAGCCAAACUCCUCGCUGACCCAGAGAGUUAGAGGAGCUGCAGGUCAGGAGGAGGUCUGUCAGGAGGAGGUCUGUCAGGAGGAGGUCUGUCGCUGCGUCAGGAGGAGGUCUGUCGCUGCGUCUCCUUCCUUCCAGCACACUGAACCAGCUGACAUUCCUUCAGAGGGCUUUAUUCUGAAAGGGUCCUGACAUCUCAGACUCUCUGCUCCUUUUAAAGCUGCACUGAGACGGGGAGGGGGGAAGGAGGGGGGUGUGUUAGUGUGCCAUGUUUUAUGGAAUGAAGCGGUACACCUUUAAUCAUGAACACCUUUCUGUCUGCUCACUUCAGUCUGUCACUUAUUUAUGAAACUUCCUGCUGAGCGAUUCAACCCGCAGCAGGGCGGAGCUUUUGGGCUCUAACCCGCCUCUUUGGCUGCACCGGACUGAUUCUGAUACCGCGUCCUCACCUCAUCGUCAUGGCGAUGUAAUCACAGUCAGUAAUGAUCGACUCACAUAGAGCUGGUGGAACUGUUGGUGGUUUUGGUGCCUUGCUCAGGGGCAUGUCGACCGUGCUCGGGAAGUGAACUAACACCUCUCCAGCUACCAGACAAACUUCUAGACUUGGUCUGGUAGCUGGACCCUCCAGUUUCCAACCCAAAGUCGCUGCAGACCGAGCUACUGCCGCCCAACUUGUG